AUGAAUGAAACGAACUUCGCUGGCCAGCGGAAUGAGCUGGAGGAGGCGCCGUCGACUCCCUCGGAGAAGCCGCGCUCCAGGUUUGACAUCCAUUAUGACAGUACUCCUCUAUCGCAAUCCCCUAUGCUGAAGAUAACUGAAGAGGACAUGCCUUCAGACGCUUCGUCGCAGUAUGCCAGUCUUGUACCGCCGCCGUCUGCUAGCAAGCGGCACAGCAUGUAUGGAUCACCGACGAUCUAUGGCUUGGAUAACGACUCCUCGUCCUCGCUGUACAUCCCCGGUGGAAACGUUCCAGGGAACAGGUCGUCGGUGACGAGCCUGAAGUACGUGCCCCAGAUUGGUGCUCCAAUGAGGGCCAAGUCUCCCGUGAGAGGCAAGUCGCCAGUAAGAACAUCGUCUUCGCCCUCAAGGAGUCGCUCAAAAUCACCAAUCAAGAAACCGAAUGGACCUUUCAACUUCAAAUCUACCCAGCUCACUGCGCCAGCGAUUUCAAACUCCACAAGAGCCUCACAUAGAAAAGGUCAUAGGUAUAAGCAUUCUUCAGUGUCCAUGAACCUGUUUCAAGAGCCCAAGCAGAGGGCUCCCCUGAGGAUAAACGUGUCCUAUCCAAUUCCCACGCUGGGUGAAUUCUUUGCAAGCUGCUCAGAGAAUCAAAAGUUGAAGUUGACUUGGUCUCUAUGGCAUUUGACAUGUUCAUUCAUUGUAUUUCUGACAGGAUUCAUCUACAGGUUGCACUCCUUCUCAACGCUGAGCCAUUUGAUCUUUUACGACUCGCUGGGAUGUAUCAUCAUAGUGCUUACAGAUAUCAUGAACAACUUUGACGUUUAUACGAAGAGUUCCAUCAAAUUCCCCUUUGGAUUGGGUAGGAUCCAUGUGCUCUUCGCAUUUGCCCUAUCAGUCUCUCUAAUCUUCCUGGGUUGUGACUUAGGAAGCCAUUUCAUCGAGGAGCUACUUAUGGGUAUAUUUGCAGAUCCAGAACACGAGCAACAUGGGUCUGGUCAUAACCAACAUAACACUGAACCCGAUCAUUCAGAAGUUGGUUACUUGUUAUAUGAAACAUUGUGUUUGCUAACAAUCAUCAUCACGUCAAUAUCCUCGAAGAUUGAAGGAUCCAUGACCCACACUUCACUGACGGCAUUGAUGAUGCACAGCCCCACACAUCUUAUAACACUGGUAUUUUCAAUCUACCUCGCACUGACGCCGAUACUCCAAAACGUUCACACAAGUUUUGGCAUAGACAACGUUGCAACUCUGGCCAUUGCAUCGCUAAUUAUUUAUAUGGGCUCAAAAGCAGUGAAGUACUUAGGAUUUGUCAUCUUGUUAAGCUUCCCAAAGAAAGAUACGAAAAUGCUUGAGCUGAAAGGCGAUAUCCAAGCCUUAGAGAUUUUUAGCUCCAAUUACUCUUUGGAGAAUGUCAUAAUAUCACAAGUACAUAUGGACCUUGUUGUGGUUUUGGUGAGUGUUAAGAUGGUGGGACGUUCCGAUGAGCAAGAAACAGCAUUGAGAAACAAAAUCGAUGAACUUAUCAGAAAAACAGUGACAUCGAAGACAGUGGAAACUACAAUUGAUAUCGAUAGGUUAUAA
Molecule: messenger RNA, 1584 nt
Organism: Williopsis jadinii
Lineage: Eukaryota; Fungi; Ascomycota; Saccharomycetes; Phaffomycetales; Wickerhamomycetaceae
Gene: ZRG17
Product: Zn(2+) transporter ZRG17
Exons: 1
Coding region: 1-1584 (527 amino acids)
Biological process (GO): transmembrane transport; monoatomic cation transport
Cellular component (GO): membrane
Molecular function (GO): monoatomic cation transmembrane transporter activity
Source: RefSeq, a predicted model, not a curated record